Aspergillus calidoustus is the source of this 3387-nucleotide messenger RNA. NCBI's taxonomy places the organism in Eukaryota, Fungi, Ascomycota, Eurotiomycetes, Eurotiales, Aspergillaceae. The record is from the annotation of a GenBank genome assembly.
AUGAUGGUUCUGGAUCGCGACCCCAGGCGACUCGAUAAAUGGCCUGUCGCUCUACCCCAACCACCCCGAUCAGAGCAACCCUUCGGACGGUCUCAUCAACGACAUCGAAAAUGGCACAGUACCUUUCGGCGACGGCCACGGAAAGCUGUCCCGUUCGGAAACGGGGUAGCAUGCCUUCUGGGGGUACUCCUGACUUUUCUGUCCUCGGCCCAUGCGGCUCUGCUGGAAUUCGACAAUUGUUUGGCCAAGACCAUUGUUGACUCGAACCCGCAACAACUGCAGUUUGUUCCGCUCAAUGUGUCCGUCAACUUCGACCUGUCGGAUCCACUAUAUCCUCUCGAUGUCACAGUUUAUGGAAACGUGACUGGAACUGCGGACAGAAGCGCGGACUACCCGGCUCCUAGCGAUCCCCAAUGGAACGAUAGCAAUUCAACGACAGGAAAAAUUGAGGACCUAGACGUUGCUAAUAACAAUUACUCGACUCUCAUAGCCUCUAUUCAGGUCGUCAGCUUUAGGCCUUAUUCGGAGGCCUCCCGCUUCUGCGAUUCAGUUACUCAAGGGGAUUGUCCGUUGGGGCCGGUUUUUGAUGCCAAUACGUCCGAUCUUACCACGCUGCGGGCUUUCUCAAUUCGCCAUGAUAUGGUCUCUUCCUACCGUUUCUCCUCUCUCUACACUACUCUUACAGUUAUAUCCGGCGACGCAGCCGCAGAUAGACUUGGUUGCAUGUCUCUCAGCAUAACGCCUGAUCUAGGCUCAACCGUCAAGGGUGCUCUAGCCUACGUUCCCCUCGCGAUUCUCAUUCUGGUGGGAUUGGCGACAGUUUCCGCUGCAAUGUAUAGUCCCUGGGGGACCACAGAUCCGUUUAGAUGGACCAGCAAUUAUGGCCGCGACGAAGACGUUUUGCGGCUGGUGACUCCAGGCUUUGGAGACUGCCUUCAGUAUAUACAGUUCAUCGUUCUUACCGGUGCACUGUCUCUGAACUACCCUGGUUAUUACCAGCCAGUAGUCAGUCAGGCUGCUUGGUCGUCUCUCAUGUUCAACCAGAGCUUCUUUGGAUCUGAACAGAACCCCGUGGUAGACGGUGUAUACGCCGUGAACGGCUCCCGGGGGUUGGACAGAUUAGAAAAAUACGUCGGCAUGGAUGGAGCACGCGAUGUCUGGCCGGCAGCGAUGGUUUGGCUGCUGUCUAUCCUGGGCAUCGUCACGCUUUUGAUCCAGCUAGCAUUUGCGUUCCGCUGGGUUUACCGUGAACUGGCAAAUGUUCCGGAAGAGGACCUGCGAGCCAAAAACAUGCCUUUCACUAUCGGCAAUGUUAUCCGAAUUGUCUAUAACUUCUUCUUCUUGCCGCUAAUCUCGCUUUCAUUCUUUCAACUAAUUGUCGCCGGCGAGUCCCCAGCAUACAGUGUGGGCCUGGCUGGUGUUGUCAUAUUCAUAUUAAUAUGCUUCUCCAUUUGGAUUGUUCGUUUGAUCAUUACAACAAAUCCGGUUUCCUGCCUUUUCGACGAUUUACCAACCGUGCUCUUGUAUGGCCCGUUGUACAACACUUUCUGUGAUGAUGCGGCUUCAUAUGCUUCCAUCCCAAUCUUCAUCUCUUUCACCCGCGGUGUUGCGAUUGGCGCACUCCAAACAUCGGGAAUUGCCCAGAUUGUCGUCCUGGCAAUAUGCGAGGUGGUGUCGGUUCUUACCAUUCUUGCCUUCCGCCCCUUCACCUCUCCAUCCUCUAUGAAUCUAUAUCACAUAUGUUUCUCACUCAUACGAUUCCUGACAAUACUGCUGAGCAUCGUCUUCGUUCCUUCCCUCGGAGUUUCGCAAGCCGCCCGAGCUUGGAUUGGCUAUGUGAUCCUAUUACUCCAUGGCCUGGUUUUGGUUUUUGGAUUCUUCCUAAAUGCUCUGCAGACGCUAAUUGAAGUUGUGGCCCAUCUCCUUGGGGCGGGCGGCAAUGAGGCCGGCGCUACGCGUGGUGGUCUUGUCAAAGUUUUCGGUAUGCGCCAACUGUCACGGCGCCUUCCAAGACGAGAUGUCGUCACCCGACAAAGCAUGGCAUCCGAUGCAGCUAUGCUGGCGCAUACCGAUGACCGUCUCUCGUCUCAGUUCGACGGGUCCCGGCCUAGGAGCCUCUCAGGCAGCUCGGCCUUGCUAUUGAACCGAGCAACGGCAAGCGAAAGCAAGGGCAGUGGAAUCUAUGAAUUUGGAAGCGCGUACGAUAGAUCUCAUAGUCGAGCCAACAGCGCCGGUCUUUAUACACCAACUACCCCGGGCGGGUUCCAAGGGUCUGGUUACCAUACCACAGGAAGCAAUUCACCCAAAAUUGGUCCAGUUUUCUCCAUACAACCACAAGAUCCUUAUUAUCGACCACCCCGACCCCGUAAGAGGAUGUCGGAACGAGGCUAUUCAGAUGAUUCCGGCAGGCGCCGCUCGUCCAAUCUUUAUCGAGACAUCAAUUUCGCGGAUGCAGAUGAUAAUAUCAUCGAAGGGCCCUCAGUGUCUAGGAGGGGGACGCCUAUCCCGGCGUAUAUCCCCGCACCGAAAGACGACCUGGAUCUUGACGAUCCAAGGAAGUCGAGAAAAGAUUACGCGGUGCGAGAAGUGGAUUUCUACUAUCGUGUCCGGGGCCCUCCGCUUUCACACACGGGCACACGAAAACUCAAGACGGGUCCUGCAGAUCCUACUGGGCCGGUCUCGUCUGCCACCGGAUUCUUCCGUAAUCUGCUUCGUGGCAAAACGAAAGAAAAGGGCAAAGGAUUUGAGGUUGUUCGAAGCGCCAGGGCUCCUCCACAAAGGCUUCCUCCUGCUGGCGAAGAAUUCAAUGAGCCGUACUCGGAUGAACCUGACAGCCAGGCAACCGCUGAGGCUGAAGAUCGCCCGCAGCAGGAUUCAGACCGCAGCGAUGACAAUCAGCCAGGGGAGACCGAGAUUAGCUUGCCUGCCAUUGAUUCCGGCGGCACGAUCGAGCUUCCGAGCCGCGUAGGAUCUCGCCGAAGCACUACAACACUCCCGCCGGUCCCAAAGACGCCACCACCACGUUCAAGCAAAAGACGUGGAUCUCAGAGCACUCCCCCAAAAGAACAACAUGAAAGCCCCAACACCUCCCUGAGCCUUCCUGGACAGUCCAGCGGAACUGCCCGAUUGCCAUUCAGCGCGAACAGCUCUCCCUCCCGGGAUCGGAAUCAUUCACUUGUUUCUACUAGCGCAUCGACGGCAUCCAGCCACCCACAGGCGAACGAGAGAACAGGCCGAUCCCGCAUCGAGCGCCCCUCAAGUGUGGGCUAUGUUGCCCAGCACCGUACGCGAGACAAUAUCCACCAGCCUCUUACUGAUGAGCCAUCGUUCACGGAAAGUGCCGCAGAGCUUGUGAAUGAACUCUCCCGUGAAGGAAGUCGUACAUGA